Lithohypha guttulata is the source of this 1893-nucleotide messenger RNA. RefSeq lists its product as uncharacterized. The record is from RefSeq and is a predicted model, not a curated record. Gene Ontology annotation, cellular component: membrane. Gene Ontology annotation, biological process: oligopeptide transport; transmembrane transport. The transcript is spliced from 2 exons. Bases 1 to 1893 code for a protein of 630 amino acids. Gene Ontology annotation, molecular function: transmembrane transporter activity. Lineage: Eukaryota; Fungi; Ascomycota; Eurotiomycetes; Chaetothyriales; Trichomeriaceae.
AUGCCUGUCGACUCACCCGAAACCCUCCAAGCAGGAGCACUAGAAGACAUUGUCAACGACCGUCGUCGGUCGUCUGUCACUGCUGGGAAAGGUCUGCAACAAACCACAGCCAUGGCUAACGACAUUGCUCAUGGCGAGCGAUAUCCCACUGCAGAUGAACUUCACGGUCCUCGUGCGCUUCGCCGAGUGGCAGCUCCUAUUCCUUGGUCGGUUUACACCGUCGCAUUUGUCGAGCUUUGCGAACGAUUCUCCUACUAUGGAACGCAGAUAGUCUACUCCAACUUUGUUUCCCGCCCCCUUCCUCCUGCUGUUGGAGGACCACCUGGCUCCAACCACAACACCGGGGCUGGUGGUGGAAGCGAUCAGGGUGUUUCUGGAGCCCUGGGCCAGGGUACCAAGACUGGUGCCGGCAUCAACACCUUCAACACCUUCUGGGUCUAUUGCGUUCCUCUGUUCUCCGCUUACAUUGCUGACGAGUAUUGGGGGCGAUACAAAACUAUCUGCAUCUCCAUUGCGAUCGCUAUUGUUGGUCACGUCAUCUUGGUUGUUUCUGCGGUCCCCGGCGUUAUUACAGACACCAGCGCCAGCUUUGGUGUCUUCAUGCUUGGUGUGAUUGUAAUGGGCCUGGGUACCGGUGGCUUCAAGCCCAACAUCUCGCCCCUUAUCGUGGAGCAGAUCCCACUGACCACCAUCGUCGUCAAGACACUUCCAUCUGGGGAGAGUGUGAUUGUGGACCCCACGAUCACUCAGAGCAGAAUCUAUCACUACUUCUACUUGUUCAUCAACAUCGGAGCAUUGAUUGGUCAAAUUGGUAUGGUCUACGCAGAGAAAUAUGUCGGCUUCUGGCUGGCCUUCUUGUUGCCGACCCUCAUCUUCCUAACCACUCCUGCUGUAAUGUUUUGGGGCCGAAAGCGCUAUCAACAGAAGCCUCCUUCUGGCUCGGUCCUGAGCAAGGCUUUCAGGACCCUGUUCUAUGCCAUGCGAGGAAGAUGGUCAGUCAAUCCCUUGCGCUUUUGGAAGAAUACGCACGAUGGCACCAUGUGGGCAUCGGCUAAGCCGUCCAACAUUCCCUAUACUCAGCGGCCAGCCUGGAUGACUUUCGACGAUGCUUUCGUUGAUGAGGUCAGACGUGGUUUUGCCGCCUGUGCUGUAUUCACCUGGUAUCCACUCUACUGGCUCUCAUACAACCAGCUCACGAACAACUUCACGCAACAGGCGGCCACUAUGACCCUCAAUGGAGUCCCGAACGAUGUUGUCAACAACCUGGAUCCAUUUGCUCUCAUCAUCUUCAUCCCCAUUUGCGACCAGUUCCUGUAUCCUGGACUUCGAAGAAUGGGCAUUCAGUUCACUGCCAUCAAGAAGAUUACGGUUGGUUUCUGGCUGGCAGCUCUUGCCAUGGUCUGGGCUGCUGUUGUUCAGUACUAUAUUUACAAGACUUCACCUUGCGGAUACCAGGCCAACGAUUGCUACAACGAUGAUGGUACCAUCAACCCAGCUCCUCUUAAUGUCUGGAUUCAGACUGGUUGCUACGUCCUUAUUGCUUUCUCCGAGAUCUUUGCAUCGAUCACCUCUCUCGAGUACGCCUAUUCAAAGGCGCCUCGCAGUAUGCGAUCCAUGAUUCAAGCUAUCGCCUUGUUCACCAAUGCUAUAUCUGCUGCCAUUGCCGAAGCUCUCACGCCUCUUGCUGGUGACCCCUUGCUCAUCUGGAACUAUGGUGUCUUUGCCGUGGUGGCCUUCCUUGGUGGCUUCUUCUUCAUCUUACAGUUCUGGAGCUUGGAUAAAGAAGAAGAUGCUCUCAACAUGCUUCCUGAAGGCAAGAUCGUCGCCGAUGCCAAAGAGAUUGAGGACGAUACUUACGCGCCUGAGCCACGCACUAUCGAGGAAAAGCACUAG